AUGCUCUUUGCGACAACCGGGAUGUCACUCAAUUAUCCGCCACGCGAAAUGGCAUCUGGACUGUGUGUGGGGGUAAUUGAGACGACUCCGCAUGUUGUCAGCACAUACGAAAUCGCUCCAUUCGUUCAAAACAAGCAGAAAUCCUCACAAGACACAUCAAGAGAAAAACAAACUGUGUUUAGGGGUACGCCACAACACUUCAACUUUAACCCGACCGUAAGCGAUACGGAGAGUAGUGAGUCAUUUGCCGACGAGGUGCUCAACCUUAGUCGCAAAGACUAA
Messenger RNA from Strongylus vulgaris, 282 nucleotides. Lineage: Eukaryota; Metazoa; Nematoda; Chromadorea; Rhabditida; Strongylidae. The record is from the annotation of a GenBank genome assembly.